CUUUCUCAGAUUCUAGGGUUUUAGGAUUUGAUUUGGGUUCUCUAAUAUUUCAACCAUCAUCCUUUCUUCUUUUUUCCUGUCUUUGGAUUUUGGGGUUCAGAAUUUUGUUGGAAAAAUGAGCACUGCUACUUUCAAUUCAAUUUGUUUCAAUCAAGGUUAUUUGCGGAAGGGAGAAGUGAAGAUUUCAAAAGUGAAGAAUAGAAACCAAAGAGUAAAGUUUUAUGUAGGAGGAGCCUCAGUAUUAUCAACAAAAUGCAUGCAAUCUUCAGAAAAGAACAAAAAGGAAGUCCGCAUUGGUCUCCUUGGUGCUAGUGGUUAUACUGGAGCUGAGAUUGUUCGGCUUCUAGCUAACCAUCCAUACUUUGGUAUUACAUUGAUGACUGCUGAUAGAAAAGCUGGCCAAUCUAUGGGUUCAGUGUUUCCUCAUUUGAUAACACAAGAUCUGCCGACCAUGGUUUCGGUUAAGGAUGCAGACUUUUCCAGUGUGGAUGCUGUAUUCUGUUGUUUGCCUCAUGGAACUACACAGGAUAUCAUCAAAGGCCUCCCUCGCCAUUUGAAGAUUGUUGAUCUAUCUGCAGACUUUCGGCUAAGAGAUAUCGCUGAGUAUGAGGAAUGGUAUGGUCAACCACAUAGCGCUUCAGAUUUGCAGAAAGAAGCUGUAUAUGGCUUGACUGAGAUUUCAAGAGAGGAUGUAAAAAAUGCACGCCUAGUUGCUAAUCCUGGUUGUUAUCCAACAUCAAUUCAGCUUCCGCUCGUUCCCUUGAUAAAGGCUAAACUCAUUGAACACAGAAAUAUCAUUAUCGACUCAAAAUCUGGUGUCAGUGGAGCUGGACGUGGAGCCAAAGAAGCAAAUUUAUACUCUGAAAUAGCUGAAGGCAUAUAUUCUUAUGGUGUUACAAAACAUCGCCAUGUUCCCGAAAUUGAACAAGGACUAUCUGAUGCUGCUCAGUCAAAAAUAAACGUUAGUUUCACACCGCACCUAAUGCCAAUGAUCCGUGGAAUGCAAUCAACAAUAUACGUCGAAAUGUCUCAAGGAGUUACAAUGGAGGAUUUAUACCAGCAACUAAGAAAAAGUUACGAGGAUGAAGAAUUUGUAAAACUGUUAGACAAGGGAGUUGUACCACGUACUCAUAAUGUUCGCGGUUCCAACUAUUGUUUUAUGAAUGUCUUUCCUGAUCGAAUACCUGGAAGAGCAAUAAUCAUAUCAGUUAUUGAUAAUCUUGUGAAGGGAGCUUCGGGUCAAGCACUACAAAAUCUUAAUAUAAUGCUUGGUUAUCCAGAAAAUACAGGGCUUCUCUACCAGCCCUUGUUUCCAUGACGCACUCUUCCUUCAUCUUCUUCACCCUUCUAAAUUAUUGCAGGUGGUAGAGAACUGGAACUGGAAUUGCUAAUUUUGAGAAGGCCUCCAAUAUGGUUAGAAAGUGACCAGCCAAUGUUUUGUUGAGAAAUGGGUAGAGUUGGAUGCCUUUGUUGUGUCAUGUAUGGAAGGCCCUAUUUACCAUCUUUUUCUUAUCUCAAGUGGGAAUCAAUAAUUAUGUUUGAAAUAAUUUAAAAAAAAAACUUGAUUUGCCAAAGCUUAAGAUAAUUUAAUAAUAAUUUGUACUAUCCCUUACAGCAUUUACAUGUGGGAACCAUCAAAAUACCAUGUCCUCAAGAUCAUAAGGAUUUUGGAAUUUUGUGCA
Gossypium raimondii (Peruvian cotton) is the source of this 1682-nucleotide messenger RNA. RefSeq names its product probable N-acetyl-gamma-glutamyl-phosphate reductase, chloroplastic. Bases 116 to 1318 code for a protein of 400 amino acids. NCBI's taxonomy places the organism in Eukaryota, Viridiplantae, Streptophyta, Magnoliopsida, Malvales, Malvaceae. Gene Ontology annotation, molecular function: protein dimerization activity; NADP+ binding; NAD binding. The transcript has 14 exons. Gene Ontology annotation, biological process: L-arginine biosynthetic process. The record is from RefSeq and is a predicted model, not a curated record.